Messenger RNA from Mycotypha africana, 516 nucleotides. RefSeq lists its product as uncharacterized. Bases 1 to 516 code for a protein of 171 amino acids. The record is from RefSeq and is a predicted model, not a curated record. NCBI's taxonomy places the organism in Eukaryota, Fungi, Mucoromycota, Mucoromycetes, Mucorales, Mycotyphaceae. The transcript is spliced from 3 exons. Gene Ontology annotation, cellular component: cytoplasm. Gene Ontology annotation, molecular function: zinc ion binding.
AUGGACGUCAGAGUACCAAUUUGUCCCAUAUGUGACAAGCCUGUACCUGUCAAACGAGGAGAUGAUCCAAAUGUUCGAAUGAAUGCACAUAUACAAAGUAAUUGCUCUGAUUUGGAACCUAAAAAUGAUAAUACAUGUCGGAAAAAAGGCUGCACAGCUAAAAUGUUAGUACCAAUACACUGUCCUGAAUGUGGGCUUUCCUUCUGUGUUAAACAUCGCUUAGCAAUAGACCAUCAAUGCACAGGGAAACCAUCAAAGCCUAGUACGAAAAAAUCAGCAAAACUACAUCUGUUCAAUGUCAAUAGCAGCAACAGUUCUGCAAAUCAACAACAAUUCUCGAGGGCAGAGAUGGAAAGACAGAGAAGAGAACGGUUCAACGCAGCGAAUGCACGAAAACAAGAGAUAGCGAACUUACAGGCUAAAAUGAAGCAAGGAAUAAUUACAGACGAUGAACAAUUACGACUAGCGAAACUUCUCUCUACAACUGACAAAAACGGGAAGUGUAUCGUUUGCUAA